Molecule: messenger RNA, 1509 nt
Organism: Verticillium dahliae VdLs.17
Lineage: Eukaryota; Fungi; Ascomycota; Sordariomycetes; Glomerellales; Plectosphaerellaceae
Product: MSS51 protein
Exons: 3
Coding region: 1-1509 (502 amino acids)
Biological process (GO): mitochondrial respiratory chain complex IV assembly
Cellular component (GO): extrinsic component of mitochondrial inner membrane
Source: RefSeq, a predicted model, not a curated record
AUGGAGCCAAUUCUGAGGGCUGCGGCCUCUGGCCUCUGCACACGAUGCUCGACCACCGCAAGGAGGCAAUUAGUCGCCGGCAGACCUGUCGCUCAUAUUGCCCAAGCUACAUCGGCCCACUCCAUCCGUGCCAUCCACUCGACAACACCGAGACGAUCGAAAGGAAACACCGCCCCGGCAAGAGGCUUUGCUUCGACCUCCAAGGCUUCCUCGCAGACAGUUACAGCUUCCAAGACGAUCGCUACGGAAUAUCAGCCUGCCUUGAAGCAGGACAACCUCUUCCAUUCGUACUCGAACAGUCCGAUCCCAGCAAUUCGUCGCCGCGCUGCGUUCAUGAGGCAGCAUGCCUACUGUUCUCAUCCCGACCACCGGCCCACACGGGUUCCAACUAUCGCGCAAGAUGGAGAAGAGGCGAAAGAGGGUGGUACCAUGGCGCCUGCUCAUGUUGACUUUGAGUGUCCCGACUGCGGCAUCCCGGUGUCCUGCAGCAAGGAACACUGGAUGGCCGACUACGAGUCGCACCUCGAGAUUUGCGACCAGCUCCGCGAGAUCAACGAGGAUGAUCAUGACCUCCACUCUGGUCGUGCGUUCCCUGAGUUUGAGAUGGCCGAAGACCAGCUGCCCGAGGCUGUGGUCAACAUGAGCAAUUGGGAUACCUUCAUGUACACGCGAGAGUUCGAUGCGAUCAACGACGAGCGUAGUAUGCGUCAGGUCACCAAGAUGCUGACGUAUCCCGUCACAAUUGGCAGCAUUCUCCAUGAGCUCAGUCCGUACAGCCUGAGCAAGGGAGGCCGGUUGACAGGCGAGGGUAUCCGAAGCUUGAGCGCCCUCCGUUACACCCUUCAUCCUCCCAAGAACGGCAAGGGCAUUGAUAUCAAGAACCUACGACCCGAGGCGCCCCCAGUGCGCGUCUUUUGCCUGGGCGCCCGCGCCGAGUCUUCGCUGCCGAGGAAUGUCUGGGUGCAGCUGGCGCACCUCUUCCCCGACAGCAAGAUCCACCUCAUCUUCAUCGGACCCGAGAGCAUGGCGAACCGCGACGACGAAUUCCCGCUGCCUGAGCGCACGGCGUCCAACCCCUUCGGCAUGGUGGUCGAGGACCGGGUGUCGUCCAAGAUGAAGAUCAGCACCAUUGUUGACUACUACCACACGCUGCACACGGCGCAGUACUUUGCGCCGUAUGAUCCUUACUUCGACUGCUUCGUCCUGUUCCACCCGGGUCUGGGCCAUCCGGCGAGUAGCCACGAGUGGACGGAAACGCUCCCGCAGCUGCUGGAGACCAAGGUGCCCAUCAUCGCGACGGGCUACACACAGUUCGACAUGGAGAGGGACAUUGAGUGGGUCCGCAAGACAGCAGCCGGCGAGUUUGAUAUCCUCCUGGAGCCGGGUGAGAACCUCUUUAGGAGUCUGAGGUGGGAUAUCAACGACCUCGACCCGCAAGAUAUCAGCUGUGGCAACUGGGGUGUCUGGGCGUUCCGUGGUAAACGCUACGAAACAACAAUGAAGGAGUAG